ACCAAAAAAGUCCCUGAAGUGCAGUCAGGUUGGGGAAGACAACUAAAACGUGGACUGCCGUUGAGUGGAUUACCUCCCCUCAUUGUUCAUUCAUGUGCGCACUCUGCCUCUUCAUUUGCUCUCUCUUGAGUCUACUCUUCGUUUGUGGAGGAACAGUCAGGACUAAACAGAGACAUCAACUUGAGUCACACAGGAUUCUGACAUUUUCGCUCUACUAACAUUUACCACCUUGGCAGGACUUGACAUCCGUUCUUGUGUUUCAAAAUAUCGCAAAAAGGCCGCUGAGCACCGACACCAAGACUUUACGGUUCCACCGGGAGGAGAACUACCAUCCGCGGGUCCCUGAAGACAUCUUCUAAAAGGAGGACCGACCGUGGUCGUCGUAGUCGCUCGUCUGGACUCUCGACGUUUGCUUCUCCUCUUCGUCUCGCUGCGUACGAAUCGUCGGCAGUCUCGACCCCGCGCGCCCUGACACCAGGAGACAGACAGCGUGGACAGGCAGCGCCACACCGGAAGUCUGGCAGGCCGAGACUCACUUCCUGGGCGUUGACACAGCGCGUGCAGCGGUCAGCCGAGUGUGACGACCUCGCCUGUCGUCUGCUUUAUCCCCGAGCGUCAACCUCCUGAACGCCAGGGUCCACCUUCCUGCGCCGGAAGUGACGUGUCGUUAGAAGAACAGAUAACCGAGGAACCGCAUGCUAGGAUUGUCGAACCUGAUGUAAAGAUGGUCGACGUGUCGGACAGGAUAAAAAAAAAAACUUUUUAUAAACACGUGACGUUGAUCUAUUGAUAGAUACCUCGGUGGUAUUUACAGAUACAUUGGUUUCCUGACAGAUAUUUUGCGGAACUACAGACCUUUUUGUUCCGAACAGUGAUGUCUAGAAUAUCACAAAAGGAAAAUUAAUUCAACUCCUAAAGAGUCAGAGGAAAGAAAGAAAAACCCGCGGCAUUAUCAAAACAGCAAUUUCUAGCAAAAAAGAAAAGAACUGCGAACUUGGUUGAUCCUGAACGAGUUGAAAAGAACUUUUUUUUUUGAGCGCGUGCUGUGCCAGUGUCGGACGGCACAAACGCACAACGUGGAGACUCCGACGAAUCCUCCCACCUCCUCCGUGUGUCCCCCCAACUUCACCCAAACAUCCCCAGCUCCCUCCCCCUCCCGUCUAACGGCGGAAAGCCAGCCUAGCGUCUAAUCCAACAGCAGAGUUCAUUAAUUUCCAGCCCCGGCCCGCUGCCGGCCGUCAGAAGACGCUGCUCGUCGCCAGUCCAUCGUUUAGCCGCGCGGCUGCUGCGUGCGUCCAGCUGCACACACGUCUGGACAGCCACUGCCUGACCGACCGACCGACCGACCGACCGGCCGGCCGCCAGUCGCGCACGCGCACACACGCUCUCUCGUUCUUACGUUCGCUCCUUCUCUCUCCCCACCUCGCUCUCUCAUCUGGACAGAAGUUUUGUCGGGUUGUGAAAGGGGCGAGCGCCGUACUCCAUCAUCGACGACAAUGAAUUUUUUUUAACAUUGGAUACACUAACAGGUGUUAGUGUAUUUUCUGUUUAACUCAUGUUUACUCACCUGCGAGGACUCGACCUCUUGUGUUUACCUUGACUAACUACAAGGGUCACCACGCCGAGUGGACCUGUACCUGAGACCAAGGUAGUGCAUACCUUCUGUCACUCCUAUGUCAACAAGCUUGACCACCUGGAUUGAUUAAAUAAAAAAAAAACAACAGAUUUUUCCUCUUCUGACAUUCUUCUAAAAUCGUCGAGGAUAUUGUUGACGAAGUGUUUUCCCACGACCUCAUCUUUUAUCUGCUUCGCGCAUGUGCAUGCAACAUGUCGCAAGAUGCGAUGCAAAUCGAUGGACCUUUAACAAAGCUGUGAGUUGGCGGCGGAUUCCUCAAUCACGUGGUUGUUGAAGACAAGAAGAAAAGCAACUCGGACACAGUUUCCAAGAACGGAAGGCGCGCGCUUCUGUGUGAGCGGCUGGGUGGACAAGUCACAUCCGCUCGGGAAACAGCGGAGGCGCGACUCGCAACCAAUCCUUUGAUCGUCGGCGAGGUUGCAAGGUUUUAAAGAUCGUGCUUGUCAUUGUUUCGCCGGCCUUAAUGAGUCAAUCUCGGUUUCUGUGUGGAAACAAGUUGCCGGGAUUUUGAUGACAAAAAACGAGGACGAGCGCAUCUCGCGAAAAGGAAUGGUCUCGAAAUUAUUUUUACAACGAGAUUCCAAUCUCAGCGUUCGGUACAAAUAUUUCAUCUCUAAAAUAAGCGGAGAAACAAAAUCUUAUUUAUAUUAAGCAAUAACUAGGAAUACAAUAUCAAACAGGUGAUGUUUCAGGUUUAAAAAAAACACUGGAGCAACAAGUGGAACUUCGGAAAUUCCGGAAUUCUAACCGAGUUGGCAGCGCCUAGGGAAGGACUCAUCCCACCUCCACCCCGAUGGUGUUCGCGAAGGAUUUUGAAAGAUCUUUGAACUAAUCCUCGCAAAAUUGCGAUGAUCAAGGCCUGCUAUAUCCGACUUCAAGUUUUACAGGAAAGUUAGGCUCGGAGGAGCUCAAGUCCGAGUGGAAAUGACAUUUGAGGGGAGACUGGUGUCCCGUGCGCGGCGCGUGCCAAGUUCUCGCUAAUCACAGGCAGGUGGGCAACGGGACGUCCUCUCCACGUAGGGACUACAACAGUGUGUCUGUGUGUGUGGACGGCGAGACAGAGAGACAAGACAAAAGCCAAGCGAGGAUGAGGGAGUACGUGUCGGAUCUCCGUAGGACGUCCAGCGUGCUGGUGGUCUUGGCGGCGCUGCUGUCCCAAGAUCCUCGCGCCACUCGCGUCAUGGGGGUCCGCCUGCGUGACGUCACCGGCCCGCACACGUCAGCGAGGGCUACGUCAUCAGUGACGUCGACGGCGGAGUUGCCGCUGCAGUUCAACACCACAGCAGAGCACGUGACCGUGAUUGAGGGCACACGUGCUGUCUUGCCAUGCUCCGUGGAGAACCUGGGCAACCAGAAGGUGAUUUGGGUCAACCCUCGAAAAAUCCUCAUCAGUCUGGAGGAUCGCCGGACGAUAGACGACCACCGCAUCAGCGUGGAGCGCUUCUACACCAAAGACUGGAAUCUGCUCAUCCGCCAGGUGCGCUACAACGACAGCGGCACGUAUGAAUGUCGGGUCAACACGCAACCCAAGCAGGUCAAGAAGGUCAUGUUGACGGUACAAGUUCCGCCGAUGAUAAUAUCGGAGGCGUCGUCUGACCGGGUAUCGCUGGAGGAGGGCGAGACGGCCACCCUCAUCUGCAACGUCACCGGCAUCCCCGUGCCGAACGUCACGUGGUACAAGCGCAACAACCGUAAAGCCAACGGCAAGAAAGAGAGAAUCGGAACAGAAGGCGAGGUCCUGGUCAUCCACAACGUGUCCCGGAUGUGCGACGAUGUUUACGAGUGUUUCGUGGACAACGGUGUUCCCCCGGCUGUCAGCAAAGCCAUCCGUGUCAUCGUCAACUAUGCACCGGAAGUGACGUUGCCCAGCAAGCGGAUCGGACAGUUUCUGAACCGGGAGACGAUCCUGGACUGCAACAUCUAUGCUCACCCGCAGGCGGUGACCGAGUGGCGGCGCAAUGGCCGAGCGCUGACCAAGUCCGACUCCAAGUACGACAUCGAAGUGUAUCGCAACGAGUGGGAGAACUCCGUCACCCUCAGCCUCCGCAUCAAGAACCUGGAGAAGACAGACUUCGGCAAGUACCAGUGUGUCGGCAGCAACUUUCUGGGCGAGGACCAGGAGGAGAUGACAUUGUAUGAGGUCUUCACAACAACGACCACGACAACUACAACGACCACCACGCCAACAACCACGACAGCCUACACCAACCCGUGGUACAGGGUAGCCACAAACAAAAGCGAGGGCUCGUGGCGUCAUCCGGGUAGGCCCGACACCCAGCCCACCCGAGAGGAUGACGAUGAAGAGACGGGCCCCAAGGAGAAGGCGCUGACCUCACCGGUCGAGAGCUCGCAGACAUCCAGAAAGAACGGCGAAGGCAGUGAGUGGUUGAAUCAGAGACCGGGUACAAAGUACCCCGUCAGCGGUGCACCCGGCGAGACCCAGCUCCUGAAUAUUCCCUUCCUCGCUUUGACAUCACUGAUGACAAUACUACUUGUGGCAGGAGUCUGACAUCAGCAUCAACUCACCUGUGAAAUACUGUUGGAAGUGUGUGAUGGUGACGAGGGUGGACGCUCGGAGUGAACAGGCGAGGGUCAGAGGUCACAACAGAAUCGUUCUCAGCGAACGUGAGCAGGGCUCAGUCAUGAAGGCAAUAUUCCAGACUUGUUGUUCGUGUCAAACCAUUGUUGAAAAUUAGUACAGAACAGGUCUUCUGCUUUUGUUGUGUUUGUAAACUGAUUCUGGAUGAAGACAGGAACAAAUUAUUUCAUCGUUCAUUGUCAGGUAGUCGUCGGUGUGGUCAGACUGUUGAAGACAAUAAUGCUCAUAAGACUUCAAUCGUUUACAUAGCAUCUGUAAUAUUAGGGCUCGUGCGAUGUAUUUAAUAAAAUAUAAAUAGUAAGCCUCUAAAAUUGUUGCUAGAUGAUAUUCUCCAGGCCACGUGCCCGUGCAACUGUGAAUUGUCAAAGAAGAUAAGAGAAAAAUAGAGAUUCGGCUUUUCGUUGAUGUUUGAAACUUGGCAGUUAGUGAAUUCUUGUUCAUCUUGAAAUCUCACAAUUUAAUCAUUUGAUAAUUUUAAGGAAAGGUUAAUGAAUGUGUGUAUGUUUUGUUUUUGUUGCAUGUUGGGUGUGACCGAGCUGUGGCGAUGUAAUCAGAGUUUCGUGAAUGAGAGAAGGAGGUAGCGAGUAGACCAGCAGCUUUCAUUUGUUAUCAUGCAUCUCGAUGUCUUGGUAAUCUGAUGUUAUUUUGUAACUUGUGAUAAACAGUACACUUUGCUUCUGACUGGGCGACCGGAAGUUGCGAGUGGUUGGAUUGCUUGAGUGUUACGUCCACGUGAAGAGCUGGUCACGUGAUUCUCAUGACCUAGGAGCUCGUCAGGCGAGACUUGUGACUUCCAGAGGAGAAACCUCACGGAGAAUCCUGUCCUGUGUGUUCUUGUGAGAAUCUGUGUCCUGCACUGUCCGAGGAGACAAGACAAUGAACAGCUGAUUCUCAAGUCACGUGUUCCGGAAGUGGGGGAAAGUUUCGCUGACCAGCAUGCAACGCGUUACUUGGCGAGGAAAGUCGCGACCUUUGUCGCAAAUAUCGUCCGUUGCUUGGUUACAGUCUUGCUGUGACUGUACGGACGGAGAAGAUUCCAGUCGAGAGACUCAGUCGUUAGUUUUUGUGACACCGCUGACACAGGUGUCACUGCGCAUGACACCGCUGAUACAAGUGUCACUGCGCAUGACACCGCUGAAACCGUCUGAAAACCGUGUAAUAUUCAAGUGUCGGUAUAACUGCAACCUCAGAUGUCAGGGUUCAUAGUGCUGUGUGAUGUGUGAUGAUGUGAUAUGAGCUUUAAUCUUCUAUCAAUCUUCUUGAAAUGUGUUGGACCUACCAGCAUCCAAGGGCAAAGGUCACGCUGUCAGACGGCAUCUUUUGACACCGCGUCACUAUAACCGACUUCCAAAUGGUUCUCGUUAUUAUCAGCAUUAGACACUCGUACCCAAGCUUCUACCAAAUGCCAUGUUCCAACCUGUUGAACACCACAACACUGAGGAGCAGUACUUUGAAUCGUUCCACCAACGCAGAAAGAUGCGUGGGGGUCAGAGGUCACCCUGCAGAACGUGGGCGAACUCUGUGCCCUCGAACUUUCACUCGUUUCAGGCUCGUACAGUCACCUAGUGACGAGUUUGAGAGAUGUGAUUCGUCUUUAUUCCUCUGUAAUACAUCUUCCCGUCAGUGGAGGGUGAUGUUGCGCUGCCAUGACUACAGAACUGUAAAAUCAUCGCCAUGUGCUUGUUUGAUAAUUAGUCACCGGGCGCAACAUGAAGCAUUGUGUGCAAACCAACAUCUUCUCGAUGGGACAUCAAGUAGUUGUGGAAGGUCUCUGUUCUAGGAGUGGAAUCAAAACACUUGAGAGAAAUCUUCUGAGUAGGUGUGGAGACUCAAAACACUUCCAAACACCUGUAAAAAGUUGCAAUAUGGGCAUUGAACAUAAAACCGGGAUAAAAUCACUGUGGUGUGUACUGGGAUGGUAAACAUAAACAAAUCAGUCGUCUUGCUGGGUUGUGGGACCCCAGAUACCCUACAUCUCCAUAGUAGGUAGGGGGACAUGGAGGAGAGGGGAGGGGACAACUGCGGAAUCGUUUUUUGACUCGAGGACAUUAAUCUCUCUUUCAUUCGGGUUCUCCAUCAGUAUCUUGAGACCAGCAUUUUGAAUUCAGCCCUGUUCGUUAGACAUAGAAACUAAAACACAGUUCCACCGACUAGAUUUUUCUUUCAACCUCUGAUCGGUUGUUCUGUCUCUCUAGUCGUCGUGCAGUGAUUGGUCUUUGCUCCAGAAAUUCCACACAAGGGGGACAAUAUUCAUCUUCACGAAUCUGGUGGUGCUUCACAAAUUUACUGAUAAUGUUCUCAUUUCAUGUAAACAUUUCUUGAACGAGUGCAUUUUAAUUUGCUGCGAUACAUGUUGGUAGGAAGCGAAUGGUGAAAACAUGGUUGACAGUUCAUUGUUGACCUUUGACACACUGUAAGUAAAUCAAACAUCUCAACGUGUGGCAAAUGUCUUCUAUUUUUAUGUACAAUCACCUGCAUUUCGAGUAAAGAAAACAGUUUUAUUAAGUUUUUUCCUAUGACUAUCACUUCCAUAGCGCUUUGACAAUAAAACAUGAAAUGUUUUUUCACAUUACAGUAUUUAUUGCUAAUAAUAAUAAUUCAUGAAUUACAUCUUUAUAUUGUUUCAGUUUGUUACAUUCAGUCUCUUGGUUCCUGCAUCUCUCUCUGUCUGUAUCUAGUGAUUGUAGUCUUCACUGUGUCCACGCUGUGGCUCAUUCAUUCUGCAAGUUGUUGAGGUGUUUGCGACUCAUUAUUAAUGAUAAACACUUAGAAAUGAUAUUGUUGUUUGGUUUGUUGUGAGCGAUACAGAUGCUACUGAUGCAGACCUCAUUACAUUUCACUUUGUUGUGGCUUUGGGAUGUCAUGUUCAGACGAAGACUCGUUCGUUAAACACUUUGCAUGAGAUUGUCUAAGAAAGCUGUUUGUCCAUUUCACAACUUUUACAGUUUAGUGGCUGUUUUCCAAAGUUUAUAUCAAGCAGAUUUUAAAUAUUUUUCAGCAUCACUAAAAUAAAUGUGUACUUACAAUGGGUCGACUCGGGUAAAUUGUUUUAUUAACUACAUCCGGGUUUUAAUUUUUAGUUGUCUUCUCAGAAAGAAAAGCGAUUCCAAAUCCUGUUGCUAUUAUUGUUAAGUAUUGCCUCUGUGUUAAAACAAUUCAUCAUAGAUAAUGAGUUUAUUUUUAUUUGCCUGAAGCUGAUCUCGUUUAACUGACUUUUCAUGGCGAAAGUUUGUGCGUCUCCUCCGACAUUGUGAUGUUUUAUCACAACAGAGAAAAACUCUCAUUAACAUUGAAUGCACCCAAAACAGCUUUAUGAGCCAUCACCGGUUUCCAAGGUAACCAUUUCAGCAUCUUGUAGUCAAAGCCAAGAUGGUGUGGGAAAUAUUUUGUUCAUUGAAACCAUGAAGAUAUUUAAAUUCUAUGGCAGGUCAUCAUGUCCACACCUUGAAACAGAUCGUCCAGGUCACUUCGGUCACACGUGCGAGGUUUUCAACCAAAUCCUCCAGUGUUGCCCUGACAUGACAGCAGUGCCGGGUAGCAGUUCCAGACAAAAAUAUUAAUGGUCUCCAGUUUUCAGUACCGGCGACCAUAAUAGAAGCAAGAAUGUUGUCAACAUCUAUCCCACCUGAGGUGAUAAGCCCUCCUUCCUCCUCCUCCCUAAAGACCUAGAGAAGGGAGUGUGUCGGCACCAGUCCUCGGAGAUAUUUAUUUGUCUGACAACCAUUGUUAGUUCUUAUGCAAGAAUUUCUAGAUUAUUAAAAAAGGGUUUACACAAGUCUUUUUUAACCUUUUGAAAAUAAUAAUAAUUGUCACCUUUCGUAUUUAUCCCCGAUGGUGGGCUUUCUGUAUGAUUUCUUCUUCGUAUUUAUUUAUUUGUUUAUUUUGCAUUACGACCACCUGACCUGUUCUCCGUCUUCAAGCGUAAGUUGAAAGGUCGUUGUGAAGAUGCCAACCGCCAGUUAAUGUUUUGUUUUACUUUUAGAAUGACCCCAGAUGACAGAGGUGAAUGACACCUGGUGACAGUCCGGGCAGUCAGUUCACUGAUCUUGUCCCUGUUAGAAAAGUGUGUAAGUGGCUGUGCCCUGGGUUCGUUUCUCGCUGUGACUUGAAUUACAAAAUGUGUGGGAGGUUGCAUGUCUGUAUGUCUGUGCGUUUGUUUGUUUGUUUGUUUGUUUGUUUGUUUGUUUGUUUGUUUGUUAAUGAUUCAUUUCCCCCCGCUUCGUAUGUGAUAUUUUGGCUGUGCUACAUUUUUACCGCUUCAGUAAAUUAUCACAGUGUGCAUUCGUUUAGCUUGAUACCAAGACAUCCAGUGGGUAGCCAGGAUUCCACGGAAAAUAUUUAGGAAACAUCAAGAUUUUCUCUCUUUCUUUCUCUUUUUCCAUCCUCCAUGCAUGACAAUGUAUAUUUGAAGAAAAACGGAGACAGCAAAGAAUUUGUGAUGUUGAAACAUUUUGGGAUAUUAUCUACAGUCAUUUAACGAUGUUCUUACCUGGAUACAUAUCAAGCAUCCUUGAUACAACACAAUUAUGACCGGGUAUAAAGAAGUACCUCCGGAUGUAAAGAAAAUAUUUCCACAGAAGCUUACAUUGAGUUCAGAAAGUUUUCAAGCAGUUGUUACCGUUUGUAUGAUGUUUCCGACAGGUACAUAGUGAUGUGGAUGACCUGCGACUGUUUAGAGAAUCAUACCUUCUUAUACCAGUUGGUUUUUUUAGAAAUUCGUUAUCUUGAAUGCUAUCAGCUUUACUUUUUUAUUUCUUGUUUUAUGUAGAACACAAUUCAGUGAUGUAUUUAACUACUCUUGUCAAUAAAGUCGUUUCGGAAAAGAAA
Messenger RNA from Pomacea canaliculata, 9062 nucleotides. Its product is annotated as protein CEPU-1-like. Gene Ontology annotation, cellular component: neuron projection. The transcript is spliced from 9 exons. Bases 2724 to 4145 code for a protein of 473 amino acids. Lineage: Eukaryota; Metazoa; Mollusca; Gastropoda; Architaenioglossa; Ampullariidae. The record is from RefSeq and is a predicted model, not a curated record.